Arachis ipaensis is the source of this 3246-nucleotide messenger RNA. Its product is annotated as receptor-like protein 54. NCBI's taxonomy places the organism in Eukaryota, Viridiplantae, Streptophyta, Magnoliopsida, Fabales, Fabaceae. Gene Ontology annotation, molecular function: protein binding. The record is from RefSeq and is a predicted model, not a curated record.
AAAAGUAAUGUAGAUAAACUUAUGUAUCUACUUUUAUAUAUUAAGAAUAGAUAGAUUGAUAAAUUGGGAGGGUAUGAAUAUUAUUUGGUACCGGUAGUUUUCAAUAUAGAAAUCAUGUAUGUGAAUGUGAUGGGUUGGCUAUAAAUACAUGGAUCUUGAUUUAUGAUCUGAGCCAUAUAAAACUAUCAAGGAAUAAUCAAUAAUGAUGUUGGUGGUUGUUAGAGUGGUGGUGUGUGUCCACAUAUUUAUGCUGUUUCACUUUGCAUGUUUGUCUUCUCAUUCAUGCCAUCCAGAAGAGAGUUCUGCCUUGUUUCACUUCAAGAUCCAACUCAUUACUAACACUACUUUUUUUUAUGGAUGGUAUGAGCAUGAAUGCCCCAAUGCUUAUCCAAAGAUGAGUACGUGGGACAAUGGGACAGAUUGUUGUUCAUGGAUGGGUGUCACGUGUGAUUCUCUGUCUGGUCACGUGAUUGGCCUUGAUCUAAGUUGCAGUGCACUUGUAGGUAUAAUCCAUCCUAACACUACACUUUUCCAUCUUACUCAUCUCCAAACACUCAACUUUGCUCACAAUCAUAUCUAUAAUUCUCAGUUGUCAUCUCAGUUUGGUGGGUUUGUGAGUCUCACACACUUGAAUUUAUCUUAUUGUCAGUUUAAAGGUGAUAUUCCUUCUCAAAUCUCACACCUUUCCAAAUUACAGUCACUUGAUCUCUCUUGGAAUUCUGGUUUAAAGUGGAAAGAAACCACUUGGAAGAGAAUGCUGCAAAAUGCAACUUCUUUGAGUGAGAUUAUAUUGGAUGAUACAGACAUGUCUUCCAUUAGCUUAACACCAAGUCAUUUGUCCAAUUGGUCUUUCUCUUUGGUUACUCUUAGUCUUAGUUAUACAGGGAUAAGAGGACAUUUGACAAGUCAAAUUCUCUGUUUACCCAAUCUUUAUGAGCUCAAUCUACAUGGAAAUAGAAACAUUCAAGUCCAUGUUCCAAAGUUGAAUUGCAAUACGUCUCUUAAUUUUUUAGAUCUUUCAUGGUGUCAAUUCUCAGGAUCACAAAUCCCUUCUUCCUUUUCUAACCUCACAAAUCUAACUUCUUUGUACUUGUCUGGAAGUGAAUCCAGUGGUUCAAUCACAUCCUGGCUCUCAAAUCUUCAACAUCUCACUCACUUGGACCUUUCAGACAAUAGAUUUAAUGGUCAGUUUCCAAAAGUACUUGGUCAAUUCACCAAAUUACAAACACUCAUUCUUGCAGGUAACAAUUUAGGAGGAAAGCUAUUGCUAUCUUCAUUAGCUAACUUAACUCAAAUUUCUCGAUUGGAUUGUUCUCAUAAUAAGUUUCAGGGAUCUCUUCCUAAAAAAAUAACAGGUUUUUUAAGUUUGACUGAAUUGAUUUUAAAUGAUAACUUAUUAAAUGAGACAAUUCCAUCUUGGUGUUUCUCCUUACCAUUUUUAACAUCCUUAGAUCUAUCAAAUAAUCAGUUUACAGGAAAUAUAAGUACAAUCUCAUCCCAUUCCUUGCAGUAUCUAUAUUUAUGCAGGAAUAAAUUACAAGGCAAUAUUCCAAAAUCACUAUUUAACCUUGUAAAUCUCACUCACUUAUGUUUGUCAUCAGCCAAUUGGAGUUAUUCCCUUCAUUUACCACUUUUUUCCAAGCUUCAAAACCUUCAAGUCCUUUCUCUUUCAGGUUUUAAUUCAUUUUUAUUAGAUUCUAGAACCAAUUCCAGUUAUAAUAGGUUCUCCAACUUAGUAGCAUUGCAGUUGCUUCAGAGCGAUUUAACUAAUUUUUCCAAAAUCUCAUGGAAAUUUCCAAAGUUGCAAAUUCUCGAACUCUCAGAAAAUAAACUUGAAGGAAAAAUUCCCAAAUGGAUACAUGAUUCACAUUCAUUAGGGUAUUUGGAACUUUCACAUAACCAGUUGUCAUCAAUAGGCCAAUUCCCAUGGUACCAACUUGUAUACCUUGACCUUAGUUUCAACCUGCUAACUGAUGACAAUAUUUCCUUCCUUUGCAAUGCAACUUCUCUCCAGAUUAUCAACUUGUCGCACAAUAAGUUCAGAGGCACCAUUCCACAAUGUGUUGCCAAUUUAUCUUUCCUUAUUGUUUUGGAUCUACAGACAAACAAAUUUCAUGGCACUUUGCCAAGUAACUUUUCCAGGAAUCUCAACACAUUGAAUCUCAAUGGGAACCAAUUAGAAGGUCAUUUGCCUAGAUCUCUGUCCAACUGCAAAGAUUUGAUGGAUUUGAAUCUCGGCGACAAUCAGAUAGAGGAUACAUUUCCACAUUGGCUUCAAAGUUUGAAUUUGGAAAUAUUGGUUUUAAGAUCCAACAAGUUUUAUGGGACGAUAGUCAGCUUCAAAACCAAAGAUGUGUUUCCCAGUUUAAUUAUUUUUGAUAUCUCAUCCAAUAAAUUUAGUGGCCAAUUACCAAAAGGUUUCCAAGCCAUGAAGAGUGUUGUUGGAGCAGAAGUGCAAAGCAGCUUCUAUUACAUCCAAAGUGGUUAUGGCUAUAUACUAGGCUCCAUUGACCUAGAAUACCAUGAUUCUGUGACUGCAACAAUGAAAGGGCUUAGAACCAAUCUUGAGAAAAUUCCAAAUGUCUUUGUAAGUAUCGAUUUAUCAAAUAACAGAUUUGAAGGAGAGAUUCCAGAUGAUUUUGGAGAACUUCAUGCACUUAUAAGCCUUAACCUUUCCCAUAACAGCCUCACUGGUCCUGUUCCUCACUCUCUAGGAAAUUUGGCAAACCUUGAAUCAUUGGACCUCUCCUCAAAUUUGCUUACAGGGAAAAUUCCUGAUGAGUUGACCAAUCUGAUCUUUCUUGAAGUCUUGAAUCUUUCCAGCAACCAUCUUGAGGGAUCAAUACCUCGAGGGAAACAGUUUGAUACAUUUUCAAACGAUUCCUAUGAGGAAAACAUGGGCCUAUGUGGAUUUCCAUUGUCAAUUGAAUGCAACAACAAUGUCCCUCAACAGCAAUAUCCAUCUUCUGAGGCUGAAGACAAGUUUGGGUUUGGUUGGAAACCAGUGGCAAUAGGAUAUGCAUGUGGAAUGGUAUUUGGAAUUGGCUUGGGAUGCUGUGUUUUCUCAAAUGGAAAACCUCAAUGGCUUGUGAUCAUCUUUGGAGGCAAAAGAAUUAAAAGGAGGAGCCGUGGAAACCGGCGUGCAAGAACAACUUAGUGGCCACAACUUCUGCAUGAGAAAUCUGUUUCAGGUUUUUGUUGUAACAUAAAUGUGCAAUAAUUAAGUUUGUAUGUUAUGCUGCUGUG